GCCUCGGCCGCGGUCCCCUCCGCUCCGGCCUCCGGCCUCCCUCCGGACGCGCUGUGGACUUUCUCCCCGCGGCUCCGUUCUGCCCCCAGGUUGCGUCCAGCUGGAAUGAAUAGAUCUGCGCCGCCUUACUGUGUAGAGGAGAUCCCGCAAGCCAGGGGCGACUGUUCAUGGGGUCCCGGGCCGGAGCCCGCCUCUGACCCCGGGCUCGCCUUCCGCCGCACCCCGGGGCUCGACUCCGCGCCCAGCCGGACCCCCAGCCCGGCCCCCGGCUCCGGCCCCGGCUCCGGCCCCGGCUCCGGCCCCGGCUCCGGCCCCGGCUUCGCCCCCAGCCCGGAGCCCGGCUAUGGAUACAGUCCGCCCCCGGGCCGGGGCGACGGCAAGCCCAGCGAGGACUCCCGCAUCCGCCGGCCCAUGAACGCCUUCAUGGUCUGGGCCAAGGACGAGCGCAAGCGGCUGGCGCAGCAGAACCCGGACCUGCACAACGCCGUGCUCAGCAAGAUGCUGGGUCAGUCGUGGAAAGCCCUGAGCCCCGGCGAGAAGCGGCCGUUCGUGGAGGAGGCGGAGCGGCUGCGCAUCCAGCAUCUGCAGGAUCACCCCAAUUACAAGUACCGCCCCCGGAGGAAGAAGCAGGCCAAGAAAAUCAAGAGGCUGGAACCCAAUAUCCUGCUGCACAACCUUUCCCAGCCCCGCAGCGGCGAGGGCUUCGCCAUGACUCACCCCGGGGCGGCCCAGGCCGGCCACCCCCAGCCUCCCCCCCUCAACCACUUCAGAGAACUCCACCCCCUGGGCUCGGACCUGGAGAACUACGGGCUGCCCACGCCGGAGAUGUCCCCGCUGGACGUGCUGGAGCAGAGCGAGCCGGCCUUCUUCCCCCCGCACAUGCAGGAGGACUGCGGGCUGAUGGCCUUCCGGGCCCCCUACCCGCAACCGGCCCCGCACGGCCCGCCGCUGGAGUACCCCCCGGAGAAGGCCCUGGGCCGGGACCUGCUGGGGCCCUACGGGCAGCCCCCGGCCUCAGCCCAGCUGGCCGAGGCCCUGAGGACCGCCCCGCCGCCCGGCCUCUACUACGGCCAGAUGUGCGCCGCCCCCGGGCCCCCGGCCGGCCUGUCCCCCCACCUGGGCCAGCUGUCCCCCCCGCCCGAGGCCCACCACCUGGACGGCGUGGAGCAACUGAGUCAGGCCGAGCUGUGGACGGACGUGGACCGCAAUGAGUUCGAUCAGUACCUGAACAUGAGCCGGACUCGACCGGACGGCCCGGCCCUUCCCUAUCAGGUGUCUCUGGCCAAAGUGACUCCGCGGCCCCUCUCCUGCGAGGAGAGCAGUCUCAUCUCGGCCUUGUCCGACGCCAGCAGCGCCGUGUACUAUAGCACCUGUAUCACCGGGUAGAGCCGGGGAGGCCUCGGGCCCCGGACCCCUCCAACGGAUAGACCCCCUCCCCCCACCCCCACCCCAUCCCUCUAGACAAAGCACCACUAUCCUAUUUAGAGCAUCUCAGUAAAUGCAUAGCGCUUCUUUUUGUAAAUGCUCCAGUCACUGAUAUACUGUAUAACUCUAUAACACAAAUAUAAUGUCCUUUUUUCCAAAGCACGGGGAUGGGUAGACCUAUAUAGGUGUGCGUAUGUCCAUGCGUCUCUAGAGAUGUGUGCAUAUAUAUGCAUAUACAGGUCUAUGCACACACAUGCGUGUGUGUGUGUGUGUGUGUAUAUAUAUAUAUAUACACCCAGCCUUGCAAAUGACAACAAAACCUUAUAGGAUCACCGCCAUCCCCCCCCAAAAAACUUUCCAGCUCUCACUCCCAGCGAGAAGGCCCGUAGAGUAGAAAACAGAAGAGUUCGGCGUUCUUAACCACUCGCCCAACACCUUGUUUACUCACUCCGGACGGGAGAGGCGAGUGGCUCUCUGCAAGGCUGCGAGUACUCUAUAUACACACAUUCAUGACUCUGUGAUACACACACACAUAUAUAUAUAUACAUAUAUUUUGUCUGUACAUGCCUGUGGUUUUGGAAAAUGUCGCAAAGCUUCGUUACACUUUGUCUGCAGCAGGGUUUGCCUCUGCUUACAGGGUCAGAGUUUUCUACCGUGUUUCUGGGACGUCUUCCUUUCGAAGCGAUAUAUUUUCAUUGGGCAAUGGGACUAUAUUUUUACUAAGCCUUUAUAUAUAAUAUGAUAUUUAAUUUUUUAUUAUCAGACAUCCUUUUUUUAGAAAAAAAAAUGUGUUUUCUUCCAAGGGGAUUUCCCCUUGAGUUCUGAAGCAUCGAUGUAGCA
Messenger RNA from Tachyglossus aculeatus (Australian echidna), 2265 nucleotides. RefSeq names its product SRY-box transcription factor 18 (gene SOX18). Bases 106 to 1386 code for a protein of 426 amino acids. Gene Ontology annotation, molecular function: DNA-binding transcription factor activity, RNA polymerase II-specific; RNA polymerase II cis-regulatory region sequence-specific DNA binding. The record is from RefSeq and is a predicted model, not a curated record. Lineage: Eukaryota; Metazoa; Chordata; Mammalia; Monotremata; Tachyglossidae. Gene Ontology annotation, biological process: angiogenesis; positive regulation of transcription by RNA polymerase II; lymphangiogenesis. The transcript has 3 exons.